CUCUUACAGACAGUGCGGCCCUGGGAGACGCCUCUACGUGGAGGAUUACAGUAACCCUGUUGUCAGUGAUGAGUCAGAGUGCGUGGUGCUGAUGCUGCUGCCAUUUCAUCACUUCUGUGAGCGCAGCAUCCAUCCCUCUGCUCUCCUUGCGCCUGGGCCUACCUUCGCCUCAGGCUCCCAGGCCAGCGAUGCGCUCCUGGCUGAUCUAGAUUAGGACCGAGCCUCGGCGGGGCGCCCCUCUCGCCGCCCACAGCCCAGGCCAAGGAGACCUGCCGAGCUCCGGCCAUGGAGGCCAUCUGGCUGUACCAGUUCCGGCUCAUUGUCAUCGGGGAUUCCACGGUGGGCAAGUCCUGUCUGAUCCGCCGCUUCACCGAAGGCCGCUUCGCCCAGGUUUCGGACCCCACGGUGGGGGUGGAUUUUUUCUCCCGUCUGGUGGAGAUCGAGCCAGGAAAACGCAUCAAGCUCCAGAUCUGGGAUACCGCGGGUCAAGAGAGGUUCAGAUCCAUCACUCGUGCCUACUACAGGAACUCAGUAGGUGGUCUUCUCUUAUUUGACAUUACCAACCGCAGGUCCUUCCAGAAUGUCCAUGAGUGGUUAGAAGAGACUAAAGUACACGUUCAGCCCUACCAAAUUGUAUUUGUUCUCGUGGGUCACAAGUGUGACCUGGAUACACAGAGGCAAGUGACUCGCCACGAGGCAGAGAAACUGGCUGCUGCAUAUGGCAUGAAGUACAUUGAGACGUCAGCCCGAGAUGCCAUUAAUGUGGAGAAAGCCUUCACAGACCUCACCAAAGACAUAUAUGAGCUGGUUAAAAGGGGGGAUAUUUCUAUCCAGGAGGGCUGGGAAGGGGUGAAGAGUGGAUUUGUACCAAAUGUGGUUCACUCUUCAGAAGAGGUUGUCAAAUCAGAGAGAAGAUGUUUGUGCUAGUUAGCCCUUUCAUUUUCAAAACAUGCUCUCCCACUUGAACUUAAAAAGUGAUCGUCGUGUGACUGUAGAGAACUGAACCUCCAUAUUGGAUACCAAGUGAGCCUCCUUCCCAAGGGGCCCUCUGACAGGCAGUGAGUGGGGGGAUGGGGGAGCCUGGGCGCUGUAACUGGGACUGACACGGGUGAGGCACUGAUUUGUGGCGUAUGCCGGGCAGUGGCUGCUCUGUGUGCCCUUUGUGGACCACAUGUCCAGGAGCUGAGGUUUGGGGAGCUAAGCCCCAGGAAAAUACACUCACAGACAGGACAACUCUUUCUUGAUAUUUCAGCUCUUUCAUAGGUCACGAUCAUAAAGAAAUAUGUAAAGAGGAGAAAAGUAUCAUGCUCGGAACAAUUAACAAAACUAACAAAGACUAUGAGAUCAGCUUCAUCCAUGAGAGUACCCUACAACAAAUGUAUGUGCUGGCUUUGGUUAAGAGGUACCUGUUAGCUUCUAAACAGCUCAUCUGGAAAAUGAGGGGCAUGGACCAGCUAUUUACUAAGACCCUUUCAAGGCUUGAUGUUCUAAUAAAAAUGGUGUGAAUGUGAAAAGGAAGGCUAUUUACACACUGUUAUUAUUACAUUAAAAAAUGUAUACCCUUGUAAUAGAAAUAACAAGCUGUGUGUAAGAAACUGUCCCAAGCAAAUUAUCAUGGGAGUAGAAGAAAGAAACACUGUAACCCAAACACCAUUCCCUCUUUUCCCUCUGACCGUGCCCGUGGGUUCACUGGCUCUUCAGGUGCAUUGGUGGCAACAAGGCAGGGAUUGUCUCCAGAAAGAGCCCUGAGGUUUUCUUCCCCAUUUUAUGAAAAAAUAAACUAAGAGUCAGGAGACUCAGUUGGCCAAGGUGAGGUCUCCUGACUCCUGGUUCUUGUUUCACCGCGUCAUCCUGCUGUCCGAUGAAUAAAUUGUUACUAACUUGUUUACUUUGGAAGAGAUAUGACUGUAAAUAAAUAUUCUCUACAUGUUAGGAUAUGUUUCCUCAUUGAUUACAACUCAGCUAUAAUCCUGAGGGAACCUGGGGUUGAAUCAAAGGUAAAACUCAUUCAGGUAUUAUUGUCACAAGGAUUUUACACAAGUGAAUAAUUGUACAACUGAAAAACACAUCGGAACUGUGUGGGCUCUAAGUGUUCUUAUCACUGGAACACAGUGGAUGUAUUAUUGAAAGGAACCAAAUACAGCAAUGGGGAGUGGGAUGGAGAUAAAAUACUCACCUCACAAUGACCUUGGCCACUUGUUUGCCAUAUACCUACACUGGGUUUCUGUCUACCCUAGAAAGUCAGCUCUUAAUUCUCAGGUGAACAGACAGCUAACUGCAUCAGAAAAUUGGAAUGCUUGGCUUGAGGUUCCAUUAUCUUCUUAAAGAGAGGUGAUGCUUUAAAUUAUUUUUUGAAUUGGAGCCAGUUCAGCUAACCAAAGCCAUAGUUUUCACAGUAAGAAAACAAUUCUGAUGAGAGUCAGGUUUCUCAUAUCCAUUGUGAAAGGAAAGCCUGAGAAUGGUAAAUUGCUUUGAGAUAUAUCUUUUUUAACAUUUUUUAUUGAGUUAUAGGCAUUUUACAAUGUUGUGUCAAAUUCCAGUGUAGAGCACAAUUUUUCAGUUAUACAUGAACAUACAUAUGUUCAUUGUUGCAUUCUUUUUCACUGUGAGCUACCACAAGAUUUUGCAUAUAUUUCCCUGAGAUAUAUUAUUGAACUUCAGGAUGAAUGUAACUGAAUCUGAAAUUUGGGGGGAUCUACUUCAGCCGGAAUAAAAAAGCCGGCUUCACCCAAAUAAUGAAAAUUAUGGAAACAAACCACCUUGGACCUACCUACCUGCAGCAUCAACUACAAAAGCGAGCCAAUCACCAUCUCCACAUUUAACACGACCUGGUUUGGGUGGAGCUAUUAAGUUCCCAGCUUUGUGGUUGUAGAAGGCAAAUGAAACAUAAUACAUUGGAGUAACACAAAGUUUCAUCAACUACUGUCCUUAAUUAUGUUUAGAAGAGUCUGAAAGCAAGAUUAUCCAGUGGCUAAAUGAUACUUGACUGGAUUCUCAGUUCAAAAAAAGGACAGAAACAAAACUAUAGUUUUCUUGACUUAAAUAUACCGUAUGUACACUUUCCCCAGUCCUUGCACUUUUUAAGGCAGAUUUGAAAAUACGCAGCAUAGAUCCAGCAGAAGUGGCUGAGCUUAACUGCUUCAACAAGUUCUAGAAACUUUAAAAAUCAUUUUAGUAGAAUUCAGUGCUGUUGUCACUGCAAUAAGUGGGUUUUAGAAAAUGUGUGAAAAAAUCAGGUGUUAAUACAAUAUUAAGGAUAAAGCUUUAGAAGCUAUUUUACUACAUAGGUAAAGAGAAGAUAAACUAACUUGUAACAAAGACCACAGCUGCAUGUUGGAUUAGAUUGUCUCAUAUUUCAGAAUAAAAUGUACUGUAUACCUUUCCUCACUUUGUUGUGCACUGUAAUGAAAUGUGAAAAAAUGUUUUCUUUAGCUGUAUGUGGAUGAAAUUAUGCUUGUAUUUAGUAAAAUAGUUGAUUAUGUGACUGU
This is a messenger RNA of Vicugna pacos (alpaca), 3488 nucleotides long. It is a transcript of the gene RAB39B, whose product is annotated as RAB39B, member RAS oncogene family. Gene Ontology annotation, biological process: Rab protein signal transduction. Gene Ontology annotation, molecular function: GTPase activity; GTP binding. NCBI's taxonomy places the organism in Eukaryota, Metazoa, Chordata, Mammalia, Artiodactyla, Camelidae. The record is from RefSeq and is a predicted model, not a curated record.